This is a messenger RNA of Chiloscyllium plagiosum (whitespotted bambooshark), 7716 nucleotides long. RefSeq names its product neurocan b (gene ncanb). Gene Ontology annotation, molecular function: hyaluronic acid binding; calcium ion binding. The record is from RefSeq and is a predicted model, not a curated record. Gene Ontology annotation, biological process: central nervous system development; positive regulation of neuroblast proliferation; cell adhesion. NCBI's taxonomy places the organism in Eukaryota, Metazoa, Chordata, Chondrichthyes, Orectolobiformes, Hemiscylliidae. Gene Ontology annotation, cellular component: perineuronal net; synapse.
CGAAGGGCCGAACGGUCGUCCUUGCGCGCUGAGCUGUGGCUGGGGUUGGUGUUGGUUCCGUUCGAGGUGUCUCACUCAGUUCCUCACAUACCGCCGCGCUGCCAGGGAAUCUAAGGUGGUCCCUGACUCUCUCUCUCUCUCUCUCUGAAAGUGAGACAGAGAUCUGUCCGAUCCCCUCUCAAACCCUUCACUGUGUGUGUCUGUGUGAGAGAGGGAGGAUUCCAAGAUCCACUUUAGUUUCUCUCCAAAAUACAUUUUCUUUUUGCCUUGCCGUGGGGAGCCAGGUUGCAAAAAUUUCGAAUCAAAGCCCAGCAUCUCGCGUUGUGGGGCAGGAGGGACUGAGACAGCGAUCCGUUUGAGAACCAGACCAGCGUUGGAGAGAUCCCCGGAAUUCGGGAUCUGUGGAGCCGAUCGAGUGUGAUCUUGUGCCCGGCGCAGGUUAAGCAUGCUAAUCGUGCCUCUUCAUAUUGGCUGGCUCUGUCUGUGCUUGGCUUCUGCUGCAUCUCUACACGAGACAGCACCCAUAGGGGACGAUGAGAAGAUAGUGAACAUAAAGAAGGUCCAACACCUGCCGGUGGUCAGGGGAUUAUCAGACUCAGCACUCCUUCCCUGUGUCUUCUCCGUGCUUCCAAGCUCGGCCAUCGACCCUUCAUUGCUCCCUGACCCCCCGCGCAUCAAGUGGACUAAAGUCUUGCUCGACGGUGGUAGCCGGAAGGAAAUCCCUGUGCUGGUGGCCAAGAACAACACGGUGAAGUUAAACCCGGCCUAUCAGGGCCGUGCCAGUCUGCCUGGCUAUGGCCCCUACCACUACAAUGCCAGCCUCGAGAUUGUCUCUCUGCAAGCAAGCGACACAGGCAUCUACCAGUGUGAAGUGGUUGUGGGGAUUGAUGAUGAGCAAGACACAGUGCCUCUAGAGGUCCUGGGGGUGGUGUUCCAUUACCGUGCUGCCAGCAACAGGUACUCCCUCACCUUUGAGGCUGCCUCACAGGCCUGUCUGGACAACUCAGCGAGGAUCGCCAGUCCCCACGAACUAUUGGCUGCUUUUCAGGACGGCUUCGACCACUGCGAUGCUGGUUGGGUUUCUGAUCAAACUGUCCGAUACCCGAUUAGGUCACCAAGGCCUGGUUGCUAUGGAGAUAAAUUUGAAUACCCUGGCAUCAGAACGUAUGGAAUUCGAGAUCCUAGUGAGCAGUAUGAUGUCUACUGUUAUAUCAAAGAACUUAAAGGCAAUGUAUUUCAUGAGACGACCACUCUGAAAUUGAACCUGACUGAGGCUAUGCAUCAAUGCCAGAUGCAGGGAGCUCAACUAGCAACUGCUGGCCAACUGUACAUGGCCUGGAAUCAGGGCUUCGAUCAGUGUGACGCUGGCUGGCUGGCAGAUGGCAGUGUGCGUUACCCCAUUAACAUUCCUCGAAGAAACUGCGGCGGAGAUAUGCCGGGUGUCAGGACGGUUUACCAACUCCCAAACAGGACGGGGUUUCCUGAUGCUGGGUCAAAGUAUGAUGCCUACUGUUUCAGAGCUGGUGAUGUACAGCCAUCCACAAAGCAAAGGGUGAAUCUUGAAGGAGCUUCUCCAUUUGAAAAUUCAGAGCGACUGAUCCCACAACUGUCCGCGGCACAGGGAGGGGACGAAAGUUCAAACACAGUGACGCCUAUUUCAGGCAAGCUGUCCUUCAAAGAAUGGCCCUUACUCUCUGGGACUGAACUCACUGAGCUGUCAAAGCAAGUGGAGGAACCACCAUCCCAUAAUCUCACUGUCACACAGCAGACAGUGCAGGAACAUCUGGAGCGACACACCCCAACAGCUGAUUCAGAGCAGCCCCAUUUCUCUGGAAAAGACUCUUCACUCUCCAUUCACCCAGAGGAACACAACUUAAGCCCAACUGCCUCCAGCAAUUUAGCCCCAGUCAACAGCAGGAACUCUUCUGGUAAUCUGCUUGAUGUGUUAAAUGAGCUGGACAUUUCUGAAGGAAGUGGACUGGACUAUAGUGGUGACCACUUUGAUAACUCAACCAGGGGAAUGACCUUGGCUAGUUAUGCAAGCCCAACCGUGACAGCUGAGGGGCCAAAGGAGGAAGUAUCUCACAAUUCCAGUGACCUGAUUCAAGCAAGCCCAGCUCUCGUAGCACUUGACGUUGUGACCAGUGCAUUUAAUCCAGAAGAGAAAGCCAAUGCAACACAAGGUCAAACAUCUGAAAGAGAGCCAACACAACAGCCAGAGUCCACUACUCUCAACAGAGCGUCUCCUGGCAUUUCAACGCCUUCAGCUUCCUCAGAUUCAGAUGGAUUCAAUCUGCAAGCUGUUACUGUGAGUUUAUUGGCUAAAGAGAUGAAAUCGGACAUUGUUGUUAUUGGUGAAUCCAAUGAGUUGCCUCCACCAGGGCCAGAGCCUAUGUCCAAAAAUGAGCUUGACACUGACUGGGAGUUCUUAGGGAAACAAUUCUUGAAAAGCAAGGCAACUGAAGUUAUGACUAUUGAACUUUCCAACCAGCAACUUGAUAAUCUACCCAUCAUCGAACCUGAAACAACUGAGAGCAUUAUUAAAGACACAACUGUAGUUACAGAGCGAGUCUUAACCAGUGCAUCACAAGCGUCGUUGUAUAUUCCAACUCCUUCUCACAUUGUGACUGAUCCAAAGGCAUGGCUGCAAGUUGUCACAGGGCAACCUAGAAGAGAAAGUUCCUCUGUCCACCUCACCAAUGAGAAGGAUGGGGAGCAAGUCAUCACACCGCUCAGUGGGAAUGAUCAGGAUGGUUCAAAAUUCAAAAGGGCUCAUGAGGAGCUUUGGCUGCUAGACAGACAAAGUCAUAAAACCGAGAAGCCAUCUUCGACAGAAACAACUGAAAUAACCACAGUCAGAAACGAAGAGAGCGAUUCUUCAACCCAAGAGUUGGAAAGUUCCAGAAAUAUUGCCACAGUGACAAACAACUCAAGCACCAGUACUGUAGGUAGAACUUACUUAGAAAUGGUCACUGAAGCUUCUGGAGAUGUGAUUCCCAGAGAGGAUAAAGAAUAUCUUUCAGCAGUGACUAAGCACACAAAUAUUUAUAGGAAAUUGGGAAUCUAUGGUCAACACCAAGAAGGAAAUAAUUCUCAAUCAUCAAAUAUUAGCAACAAGGCAUGGGAAGAGCAAACUGCUGUUUCAUUGCUGCUACCAAACAUCAGCAAGAACAGAAUUCCUCCUGAGGAGAACAGAACUACAGGCAGUGAUGAGGGUGAGAAGCCAUUGGCUGUGGUAGGUGUUACACAUGGGCUGAAGGCCCUUCAGCCUCACAUUGUCACAGAUCACCCGGGUGGAGAAUUCUCUGAGCGGUCCUCAGUUCCAGUGAGACCCACGACAGGGUAUGUAGGCCUCCUUCAAGAGGGAGCUGGCACCUUGGCAACUGGUGACCUUGGAGGAAGUGGCGAUGGAGAAACGAUUUUCCUAAACCAGCACCAGACCGGUUCAGAUGCUGCAGAAAAUCAUUCAGGAACUCCAUCUGGACAUGAGAGUGAUCCAGAAGAAAGACAGACUUCAGCAGACAGUGUGCCAGACCCCCUCAAAGCUUCUGAGGAGGAACUCCAAGAGAGGACAUUGGCUUUUGAGGGACAUGUUAACAGUUUGACCCAGCCCACUCCACAUUCCACAGCACUCAUUGACACCUCAGUGCCAAAAGACAAUGAAGAACAUCUGACAGAAGAAACAGAGCUGACAUAUUUAAUAAUGCCAGAGAGGGAGACAGAGUCCCUGAAUGGGUUGGAUGGAAGUCAGCCACUUGGCAAACAAAUGCCCAGCACUGUUCAGUCUUCUGUAGUGAAUACAACAGAUGGAAAUGAAACAAGCAGUCAGCCACCUACAAAGAAACUGAUGGCUUCAAAUGAAAUUGAGCAAACAAUGAAUAAACUGUCUGAAACAGAAAGAGAAGAUAUUAUGUCAGUGACGGGUGCCUCAGGAAUUGGAUUAUUAUUACACGGAGAAAAAUUCCCUGAGGCCCACAGAGACCACUCAAAAUCAGUAACAUUUGCUUCUGGCAGUGCAGUGCUUGCUACUACAUCUACUGAGGUAGGACAGGGGCCAUUACACUCAACAACGUCAAAUGUUGUUAGGAAUACAGAGAUAGUGUUGACAAGUGUAACAGGAACGGUUGACAGGAAAGAAGGCACAGGAGUAUCUGGCCUGAGUCCAACAGCCAAGUCAACUGCACACGUUGUCAAGGAAACUGAGGAAGCAAUACCUGCAGUUACAGUCUCAUCCAUUACUCAAGAUUCACACGCAGAAUUGGAGCUUCCCAGAACAGUAGCCAUCACAGCAGAACAGUCAAUGGUGCCCACUGUCUUAGGCACAGUCGGGUUAGCAGAGGAAGAAUUGCAGAGAUUGGAGAGGCCAGAGAGAGCUGGUGAAGACACUGCUUUCACAGAAAGCCCUGCGCUGUUCACUUCCAUUCCUUUUCCCACCCCGUUGCACAAUCUGAACUUAUCUCAUCAUGAAUCCACAACUGUUGAUGAUAGCAUGGAGCACAUGAUUCCGUCUGUGCCUCACGAUGCUGAAACUCUGCCCUCAGAAACAUGGAUAUCUUCACCAUAUGAAGAAGCUGAUGGAUCGGGGGCAGCAGAGCAGAUGUUAGUCACCACUGACCAAAUGGCUGAAGAUCCGACCGGGUCAGCCUUGGAGCAAGAGAAAGAAAGUUCAGCAGUAACUCCAUCCAUUGUUAGCCUCAAUGACUUGGACGAAGAACUGGUCUUUCCAAUAACAGAGGGGUCAAACCCUUGCCAGACAAACCCGUGCCUACAUGAGGGAACCUGUGUAUCCAACAGGACCGUCUACACCUGCAACUGUGUUCCGGGAUUUACUGGAGAAAACUGUGAGAUAGAUAUUGAUGAGUGUCAAUCCAGUCCCUGUGAAAAUGGCGCAACCUGUGUCGAUGGAAUCAAUUCCUUCACUUGUCUCUGUUUACCGAGCUACGCUGGCAGGUUGUGUGAGGAAGAUACGGAGGGAUGUGACCACAACUGGCAGAAGUUCCUGGGCCAUUGCUAUCGAUACUUCUCACACAGGCGCCUGUGGGAGAACGCAGAGAAGGAUUGCCGAGGACAUGGGGCACAUCUUGUCAGCAUUCAUUCAGCUGAGGAGAAGGAGUUCUUAAACAGUCUGGGUCGGGAGUACACUUGGAUUGGCCUGAAUGAUAGGACGAUUGAGGAGGAUUUCCAAUGGACUGAUGGCUCUUCAUUGCAAUAUGAAAACUGGAGGGAAAAUCAGCCGGACAGUUUCUUUGCUGGAGGAGAGGACUGUGUGGUCACUAUCAAACACGAAAAUGGGAAGUGGAAUGAUGUACCGUGUAACUAUAACCUGCCCUACAUCUGUAAGAAGGGAACAGUGCUAUGUGGUCCACCCCCAGUUUUGGAACAUGCUGUGACACUUGGAAGGAAGAAAGCUCGUUACGAGAUCCACUCACUGGUCAGGUAUCAGUGUGAGGAUGGUCUUAUCCAACGUCACAUCCCGACCAUCAAAUGUCACAGCAAUGGCAAGUGGGACAAGCCGAAAAUCCUCUGUCUUAACCCCACAUCCGGUAACCGCAGAUCACGAAGGCAUCAGCAUAAAUCCAGCAGGAAAGACAAGCGAAAGCACAAAAGGAACCUGGACUUGCAUCAACUGGAUAUGAAACCCUUUUACUGAGCAGACCAGAGAGCCUGCCAGAGUUACGAGGGGGGAUCAGGAUUGCCACUUCACAUACUGAAAUCUUACAAAAUGUUUCAUUUCGAACACUACCCCUUCAGGGGAAGGAAGGGGUAGAUUUUUUUAGUUUCCGAGAAUUCUGUCACGUAUUUUUCUAAAAAAUAUUGUGGGGCUUAAAGAUAAAACUUUUCGACUGACAGGCAGUGGUUGUGAAAUGAGAACAGUGAUUAAGUUCACUGAAGUAACAGCAAACUUUUAAUCUCAAUUGUAAACAAAAGACUAUCCCGUAAACUUUUACUAUUGGAAAAGGCACAAUAGUACUUCCUGUUAACUGAUUUACUAGAUUAUAAAUGAAGUUGGUUUAACAAAACAGACACUAGAUUGAUUAUAGGCCCUGUUAGACACUUCCCCAUGUAACUGCACUGUGCCAUGCUAGUAACAGAACCAUUAAUGUAUUUGCCAUACUCUUUCUGAACUUGUUAAACUCUGUUAAUUAAAAACAGGUUAACACUUGCAUUAAAUAACAGACAGAGAGAUUUUGUACAAAUGCUUUAUUGGAUGUGUUACUGGCAAAUGCUCCAGUUAAAGCCAAUUCCUAAAGGAAAUGUCAGUGGCUUGAUUUUCAAUUGGGGGGGGUUAAUUGUCCAUGUCAAGGAUUAAUCACAGUUGAGCCUCGUCCUGUGUGGAGAGCAUCCAAACACCCACUUCCCCAACGGAACUCAAUGGAAUAGUCAGUGGCAUCAGCUCCUACUGAGCCCAGGAGUCACUAACUCAGCACUGACCACUAGUUAAAACUCAAAAUCUCCUGAUUUUAUGUGGGCCAAUCAUAUGUUUAUCCAUCAAGCCAUUGAAAGAAAGUUCUUUCUUUCAUUGCUAGUCAUGGAAAGUAAGAUUGGACUCUAGUCAGAGAGAAAGGGAUGUUAAUAGGAUCCCGAGAAAUAGGCAGAUGUUCUGCUCAGUGACAUUGAGCUUAGCAUUUAUUCAACUUGCAGCUUUGUGGAUUUACCCUCAUGGCCACAGGUAAAGGUACGUUUUUGUUUUUGAUAUUUGGAAUGUUAAUUAGGCAUUGUUUCCUACAUAGGAUCUGAGGUUUUCCCAGACAGGGAGACUGUGGAGUCUAAGAAAAGCAUAAGAGGUGCCCACUCUGCCCAUUGAGUAACUGAUGUGUUUUGCAAGCCCAAUUUAACUAAUUCCAUUCCUGAGUCCUUUGCAUGUAUCCUUGCAAACACUUUCCCAUCCUGCACUGAUCUGACUUCCUUUCGAAAGCCACGAUCACAUCUGCCUCCUACUACCCCUUCACGAUGCCAGGUCAUGGUCAAUCUAAUCACAUGAUGCAUCACAAGUCAGUGAAUAGCUAGUUCUGCCAUCCCACUCAGGCAGAGCUGAGCGUUCGGAAUGUAAUUGCUCCGAAUUUGCCAACUCUGCUCCUCCAAGAUGUUAAAUCAUGUGACCGCCUGCCUCCCAGUGUUCCGCCCCAAGUCUCCUCCCAAUGGCCCCGAUUGAGAAAACAACAAUCACUCAACUGGAUAAUUCUUGAUUGUCAGUCUAGACCCUCUUAUCCUCACUCAGGAUGCAGCUAGCAAAUAGGACUUUUGUGGAGCAGAGGUAGUGUCACUAUCUCUGAGGCAGGAGGUCUGUAUUUAAGUCUUUUACCUGUCACAACAAAACUGAACUGUUUGAUUGGAAUAUCCACGGGAAUGCGCUGGUGUGCUUUUGGGACUCUUGUGCAGACAAUGGUGAAGAGUUCUAGGUUCAAGUCCCAUCUGCUUCAGAAGUGUGUCACAGUGCUUCUGAACAACUUGAUUAAAAAUUCUCACAGCCAACAAACAAAAAACAUUCUAACAAAAAUCACACAAUUCUUUAAAAUUGGUUUUGAUGUCUUUCUCCUAUCGCAGUUGAUUUGAUUUGAUUUGUUAUUGUCACAUGUUCCGAAGUACAGUGAAAGGUUUUGUUUUUACAGGCAGAUCCUGCAGGGUUGGCAACUCUUGAGCUUGGAGACAGUGAGGUCUGCAGAUGCUGGAGAUCAGAGUUGAGAAUGUGUUGCAGGAAAAGCACAGCAGGUCAGG